AUGGCUAGAGUGUUAAUGUUUAUAUUUUUAUGUUCGUACCCGCACAAAUGCAGUGGCUUAAUUAGCCCCGUAGAGUUUGUUGAAGACACAAUCGUCGAGCGUGAGUAUCUAGAAUGCACAGGGUCAGCGAUAGUAGUGUUGGCUCGCUUUAUAAAACAAUUUCCAGGGCACAGGGCAAAAGAGGUCAAAGAGUUUAUCAAAACGGCAGUGAAAUACAUGGAUGACUUACAAAUGCCAGAUGGUUCAUGGUACGGAAAUUGGGGUGUCUGCUUUAUUUAUGGAACCUUUUUUGCAGUUCGAGGUCUAGUGGCAGCAGGGAAGACUUACAGUAACUGCGAGGCAGUUCGUAGAGCCGUUAAGUUCAUUCUCAACACACAAAAUGAUGGGGAAGGCGGAUGGGGAGAGAGUUAUCUCUCUUGUCCCAACAAGAAAUAUUUUCCUUUGGAUGGAAACAAGACCAAUGUGGUGAAUACAGGACAAGCACUUAUGGUUUUAAUUAUGGGUGGUCAAAUGGAACGAGCGAGACCCUUUGCCUAUUCAUCGCGGUGCAAACAUACUAAUCAAUUUGCAAAUGAAAAACGGCGAUUUUCCACAAUAGGAACUAAGGGGAGUUUACAAGAUGAAUGUGCUGCUACACUAUCCAAAUUACAGGAACAUGUUCACUCUUUGGGCACUCACGUUUUACACAAAGGCUUUGCGCCGUGCUCCUCUGGUGACGUGAUAAGAAUCAAGAACCCUUUGGAGAGAUUUGUUGUAGAGAUCUCCUAA
This is a messenger RNA of Arabis nemorensis, 768 nucleotides long. Lineage: Eukaryota; Viridiplantae; Streptophyta; Magnoliopsida; Brassicales; Brassicaceae. The record is from the annotation of a GenBank genome assembly.